Carcharodon carcharias (great white shark) is the source of this 2788-nucleotide messenger RNA. RefSeq names its product secreted frizzled-related protein 1-like. The record is from RefSeq and is a predicted model, not a curated record. Gene Ontology annotation, biological process: negative regulation of canonical Wnt signaling pathway; canonical Wnt signaling pathway; non-canonical Wnt signaling pathway. The transcript is spliced from 3 exons. NCBI's taxonomy places the organism in Eukaryota, Metazoa, Chordata, Chondrichthyes, Lamniformes, Lamnidae. Gene Ontology annotation, molecular function: Wnt-protein binding. Bases 402 to 1337 code for a protein of 311 amino acids.
UGAUUGGCUGCUCUGCGAGACGCAUAGGCUGUAAUGAAGACAGAAAGCUGCACAUUCCAAGCAGUGCAAACUUGUGGUGAGGAGCUGAAUGUUGAAAUCAGUGGAGCAAGCUUCAUGAAUCAGCACUCCUUAUAACACAUUAUGUGCACAGAGAACUGAAAGAGAGGUGAAUUAAAACAGAGAGAGAACCUGGCUAGUCUGGAUAAUGAAAAAACAGAGACAGGUACUGAUAUCUUCGAGGCGUUCUUGUUUCUAAAGCAGAGGGCACAAUAAAACUAAACACUGUUUUCUAUAAAGGCUGAUCCUCAGAGUGAAGCUAAAAGUCCAACAGUGCAGAACAGAGAAAAGUAACUUUGCCAUCUACAUACAAGACUUUCCAACAGCAAAGAGACCAAAGGAAAAUGGGACAGAGAGAUAUUUCAAGCAAGACUUGCUGGAACUUUUGCAGUGUGUUUCUCCCACUGAGCAUAGGACUGUUUGCCUGUUGUGUUGCGAUGGAAGUGGAGGAAUCCAGCUGGCAAGCAGACAGUCGCUUUUACAUCAAGCCACCACACUGCGUGGAUAUUCCUUUUGCCCUGAGACUUUGCAAUAACGUAGGUUACCACAAGAUGAGCCUGCCCAACUUGCUGGACCACGAGACCAUGGAGGAGGUGCAGCAGCAGGCCAGCAGCUGGGUGCCUCUGCUGAACAAGAACUGUCACCCCAACACCCAGCUCUUCCUGUGUUCACUCUAUGCUCCCAUCUGCCUGGACAGACCCAUCUACCCGUGCCGCUCACUCUGCACGGCAGUCCGAGAUGCCUGCACACCUGUCAUGGAGUUCUUUGGCUUCCCCUGGCCGGACAUGUUAAAGUGCGACAAAUUUCCACUUGAUAAUGACUUGUGCAUCGUCUUUCCAAAUCCGAAUGCCACUCACUCGACCAACUCGCAAGCAGCAUCAGAAGUGUGUCCACCUUGUGACAAUGAGAUGAAUACAGACAUUAUUCUGGAUCACCUCUGUGCAAGCGAAUUUGCUCUAAAAAUGAAGAUCAAGGAAGUCAAGAAGGAGAACGGAGAUCGGAAAAUCAUACCACAGAAGAAGAAAAAGCCUCUGAAACUGGGACCACUCAAGAAAAAGGACCUGAAGAAGCUGACCUUGUACAUUAAGAAUGGGGCAGACUGCCCUUGCCACCAGCUGGACAAUCUCAACAGUAACUUCCUCAUUAUGGGCCGCAAGGUGAACAAACAGAAUCUCCUGACGGUUAUUCACAGGUGGGACAAAAAGAGCAAGGAAGUCAAAAAAGCUGUGAAGAAAAUGAAGACUCAUGUUUGUCCAACAUUCCAGGGGGUCUUCAAAUGAUUAUCUGCUUUGUUCUUUAAUCAAACAACAACAGUUGAACUUGCACAUGCUUUUUUAAAAAAAAAUUAAACUGAUUUUUUUCUAUAAAAUAGGAUGCCUUUUUGAAUUAUGAUUUUCCACUUUUAUUUAGAACCUGUGUGUAAUGAAAAUGAUUCUUUAUUUCUUUCUGUUAAUCAAUACAAUAGCAUAGAUUAUUAAGCCAGAAAGAGAGAAAUUUAAAAGGGAGGUAUGAGGAUGUAUUCUGCAGCUUUUUUGCUAAUUAAAUGGCAUCCAAAAAUGUUCAGACAUCUAGAAAGGGAGUCAUAAUUAAAGUCCUUCCAAAGUGUGAAUGGAUUGAAUUAAGAGUUAGGAAUGAUAUUUGGAAAAUAACAAAAACUGAUUUAGCCUUGACCACCCCCACAUCCAAUUCCUGAAUAAUCUCCUGAGAACUACAAGAGACAAAAAGCACAGGCUUGAAAAAUUUUAUUGAGCAUUACAUUCUUGUCCACACAGUGAGUAAUUGGCCAAGAUUACAGAGUGCUGGGUUCCCCUGGAAAUUUCAGGUCUGCUCAAGGACUCUGGGUGUACACAGUGUUGGCAAAAAAAAACACUGGGCUUCUGCCCAAAAUGCUGAACUGAAAAUGUUCACUGUUACAGAUUAGAAUUAACAUCUGAUCAUCACUUUGUCCUUCAGCACAAUUGCAUGAUAAAAACUCCAUGAAAGACUUAUCAAAUUUCACGUGCUGUAGAAAUUGGACUAUUGCCAAAGACUCCCAUCUCCUUCUGGCACUGCAGCUUCAUACUUAACAGACUGACAGCUUUGAACUGCUCGAAUAUUCACCCAGCAUUAAGAAGUUAUUUGGGGAAAAAAAAGAGCCUUUUGUAAUGGACAAAUUAGGAAACUUAGGAGAAGAUUCAGUAAGUACUAAGUUUUGUUCUUUGUAGUUUUGAAAACAUGAGUUAGGAAGGUUGUAAGUUGCACGCUUAAGGUAGAGCUUCAUUGCUGUUGGUGUUUGCCACAAGAUGAUUUUCAUACUGGAACAAAAUAGUUUUGUAAAUUACAAUCAAACAUCAGCAGCUUCUUCAUUUCUUUUGUUUAUUCUUUUGUGCUUUUAUAAUCAUUUAUGAUUUUUCUUACAGAUUUACAUUCGCUCAGUAAAACAAUGGUACGAUGAUGUUUCUAUAUCACACUGAUUUAUUUUCAUCUGUUUUAAUUAAUUCAUUUACUUAAAGUUACGAUGAUUAAGGCCGUAGAGACAGCUUAAAGAUGUAAGUGUGUUGCAUUUUUUGAUCUAAGUGCACUGUGAAUGUUUCAUUCUGCCAUGACAAAGUAUCUGGAGAAGUAUUGCUUUCAACUGACUUAAUUUUACUUAUUUCAAACAGUUUGGAUAAUUGUAUGGAUUAAAGAGCUGCUUCCUUUGUAGUUCCUUGUAAUUAGACCCGCUUUUUGAAAAUAAAUUGGUUCAAAAAUU